Molecule: messenger RNA, 5056 nt
Organism: Cylicocyclus nassatus
Lineage: Eukaryota; Metazoa; Nematoda; Chromadorea; Rhabditida; Strongylidae
Source: the annotation of a GenBank genome assembly
AUGAGUGCUCAAAGCAAGGAAAUUGUACCUGUCAAAGAAGUGGGCUAUCGGAUGAGUGCAAUUCUUGUGGAAAAAUGUCCGGUGGAAGCGGUUCCUCUGUCAUCGACUAAACGUGGAAAAAAAACAAGCUGGACGAGAGCAUCAAAGACUAAUGUUUCCCAUCCACGAGUGAAGCCAGCAUAUUGCCGCAGUGCCGCAGUCACCUACUGUUCUGGUACCUGGAGACGAGCAAACGCUCGAUACCGUUCCGGUUGCUAUCAACGCGGAGAUGCAAGUGGAUAUCGCGACACGAUGUACUUGAUAGAAAAUCAAGAUACCGAAGGGGCGAAGACCAAACUUGGUCAAAUGUUGUUGAAGGCCAAAGAGCUACUACGUGAAUGCACUGGGUCAUAUAAUUUCCAAGGACUACCUAGAAGAAGAGAUUUUCGCCAUCCAGGCCGACCGAGAAAUACCACCAAGCAAUUGCAAAAGGGAAAUUUGCGGGCCAGUAUCGAGCAUUUGAAAAAGAGAAGCACUCGAAAUCGAGCUGCAAAACUUCCUCCAGCGUUUAUUGUAGAGGAUAUUGAUGAGGAUUGUGUCAUCAUCUUUUCAACUAAGGGACUUUGUGGACCUCGCAAAGACCGGUUUAUGCAGCCAGUGAGAUCAGCUUUUCCUGAUGUGAUGGAUGUCGUUCGAGCUGGUGACAACGUAUGGUUUUUAUGUGAACGUUUACGAGUGGAAAAACUCCUAGUAAAUAGUGAGAUCAGUGCUCUUCAAGAUCUCCAUAAUGAAAUAAAUAACAAGUUCCUACACCUGGGGUUACUUUCAUGGAAUAACAAGCAGCAUCAGCUCCUUCUCCAGCGUCUUGUGAGCUCACAUAGCAGCGUUUCACAAGAUAACACUUGCGCAUUGUCGUCACAGCUCGACUUGGCUGUAGUGGAAGAAGCCUACAGGAAGUUGGGGCAUCAUCACUCAUCAUUCCGACGUUUCCUAUCUCUUCUGUUUUCAUCCCCGUUAUGUACAGCAGAACUUCUCAAUGCAACGGAGCAAAGUCAGGAAGUUCCGUGCGAUGAGAGUAUACAAGCAGUUUUUGGGCUUCUUUAUGGCAACUGCCUCUUUCCGCCUGAUGAGAAAGCUGUUUUAGAGACCUUAGUGUGUUUGAUGCGAGUACAGAUCCUUUCACAUUCUAACCCACGCCUUGUUAUUCGCAAAGGUACUGCAGCAUUUCCUCGUUUAUACAAACUGUAUAGCGAGUCUUUGUAUGCAACCAAGAUCUUCCUCACUGCUGCUCUUCAUGACUCUGUGAUGUUGGUACUUUGCCAGGACGAAGUUUUUCUUGAUAUCGAUCCCGCCAAGUCCCCACUGAGAUUUCCUAGUGCUGAUCGGGUUCGCAGGUUUGGCGAUGAUCCAACAAGCACGCAGUACCACAAGAGGGUAGCUGCUCAUCGCAAGCUUAUCGUUGAGAAACUGGUCCUGUUAGCUCAUAGCUUCAUCAAGGGGAUCUGUGAUGCCAUAUCUUGUUUUCCUAGCGGUCUGAUCUGGUUAGUGCAGCAGUUGAACACGGCAUUGACUGAAGUUAAAAGGCUGCCGGUUGAUGAGGCUGCUCUCAUAUGUACAGACCUUAUCGUAACUAACUUACUGUGUCCUGCUAUCACCAAUCCCGAAAACAUCGGAAUAAUAAGUGAUACACCAAUUAGUCACAUCGCUCGUUUCAAUCUAAUGCAGAUCGGUCAGAUAAUCCAGACUCUUGCGCUAAGUCGUCAUGAAACCCCUCAGCCACAUUUCCAAAUUUUUAUGUCUCAAUUCAAGGAUAGUCCUAUCUGUGAACUUAUUGGCACACUCCUUGCUCGCUCUCUUGGCUCUCUCGAUUCGCUCUUCCCUCCUGUUCUGUGCGAAUCUCAUCGAACAACAGAGUUAUUACGUCGCCCGUACUUUAUCGGAUCAAUAGCUGAAGUCAAUACUUUGGCAUCAAUCUUGCAUUCAAAUGCUGUAAACAAGGUGUCUGCUAAUGAACUUCGUGUGGAACUGAACGAAUUGCGCAACCGACUGCCCAAGUCUUUUUCAUCGAACAUUGCUGUAGAUGCAUCAAAGGCAUUGACUGAGCCGUCAUCCUCUUCGCAUCCAAGACAGAAUGCUGUGAAGGUUUUGUCAGACAAAGUGCAUAUCUCGUCGUCAAAUUCGCCACCACAUGGUUCUUAUCGUUCAAACGCACCUAACACUGAGGCUAUGUAUCCUCCGGAGUACUUCGAUGUUGUGGUCUUUCACAGUGAAGCACAAUCUGAUCCUGUUGGGUUAAUCCCAGAGGAGAAGUUUAUGGAAAGGUUGGCAAGCGAAACCGUAGUGAAGAAGAGUACUGGAGGGCAGAAGCGGACGCGCUUUGUUGAAACUGGAAGUACCAUUGAGUCAGCCAUAUCCGAUCGUACUCCAGACAACGCCUCUGAUAUAGAGGACACUGGAGAACAGCAUGAGGUUGGAUCGAUAUCUAGUAGCCAAGAAGCACCUCAAGACAGGAUGCUCUUGCUCGACGAAGACGGAGCUUCGACUAUCCCGGACAACGUUUCUGAUGACGAUGAAAAUGGCUUGAGUAUACAUGGUUCUCCAAGCUUCGACGGGCUCGAAUCACCAUUCAGCCAAGCGCCCAGCCAAGGGCUGCGGGAUGGUCAUGAAAACGAUAUUGGUGACGCAGGCGCAACGUCCACUGCUGCGGGUUCCGAAAUUGAUACCAGUCAUCGAGUACUCCCGACCGUUCCAGUGGCUGUACGCAAACAAAAUGCUGAGGGCCUGGAAGAGAAGUUUGGAAAGUUCACUGUGCCUACAUCGCAGCAGAGUAGAAGAGACGACCAACGAUCGUUACUAUCUGAUAGUUGGUCUACGAAUGUCGUUCCUUCCGAUGAUGAGGGACCGUCUUUGCCACAUCUUCCGAAUGCUGAGGUCGCGGAACUAGGUGCGCAACGAGGACGAGCUGUCAAUCGGACGGGAUCACUCUGUGGCGCGGGAACAGCAACGGAGGAUCGAAGUGACACAUGGUCGCUUGAUGCCAUAGCUAGUGACUCUGAGGCCGACGGUGGUCAUGACCGACUACAUCAGAUAGUACCCUGUGUUAACGUCGAACCACUCGUCGAUGUUCACCAUAGUAACGGCACAAGUGAAGAAUUACGACGCCAGAGUAGUGGCAGCUCGUUCUCUUGCGGUCGUAGUGAAGCAGACUCGGAAGUAAGCAAGGAGGAUCGAAAAACUACGAACGAAUUAAGUGAAGCUCCUAGUAGCUCGAAGCCCAAACAACUGGCCGCGGAACGUUCUGGACCUUCCAGCAUUCGAGCAUCUGCUUUCAGCUAUCCCAAGCGUUCUUCAGGGGCGGCAAACGCCCCCGACGCGGAACCAUUUUAUGGCGGAUCAUCCUCGUCUUCCAGUGCUCAUCGAAAAAAGUUUUCUUUCUUGCAGCAGGGUUUGCAAAAGGUUGGGGACAAAAUGCGAAAAGCAGGCAUGACCGGUCCAUCAUUUCGUCAAUUACCGCAUUCGUCGACUAUCUCUGAUCUUCUCAGCGAAUGGAAUACAUCACGACGAGAGAAUGAGCAAGGCAGCCUUGGUAUCCCGAAUAGUCAAACCAUAUGUCAUAUAUCUGAUCUUCACCAGCCAUCAGCUGAUGACAUUCUUGCAAAGUAUCAACCAGCGGCGUCUACAUUCACUAAUGAUGCUCCGACAUCAACUGAGGUCACUUCAUCAGCCUCCGAAAGUGCGCCGUCCGAGCAAGUGCUUGCAUACUAUUCUUCCGAAAAUCUAACGGAAUGUAGAGCUUUCCUUGACGCCAAGAGGAAGCUGCGUCUCGUACUGAGUAGUGUGGGUAAUGCUCCGAACGUGCCGUUUGAUGAAACUUGCAGAGGUAUCAGGCUAGAGAACGAACGGGAACAACUGGUGCUUCUAUUGCGUACUCUUUUGGCUGAAGCUAUAAACGGCAGGGAACAGGCUCUUGUUGCGCACACAAGAGAGGUCAUGCGUUGUUUGCAGAUCUUCGACAAUAAAGGAAUACGCCAACUAUUGCGGACAAUGAAAGAGGAAUGUAGAAAAAGGUCGUCGUACUUGUUUUAUCUGCAACGGUCCCGAGUAACUCUUCUUCGUCAGUCUGCUUAUGUUGACAAACUAGUACUUAGGAUAGAAAGGGAAAAAUCUUUGGUUGAAGAAUGUCUGGUGGAAGUAUUGGUUCGCUUCUACAUGGAAAAUAAGGAUCAACAAAUAAAGAGAUUUCUACAAGAAUUCGUACUUCUGAAUGCUCAGGAUGAGAAAAUUGAUUGUCUCUUGCGAACGUUAACUGCUAUGUAUACACGCUUGCCAGUGUCGUCCAUGUGGCAAAACGCUCCUCCACAUCUACUCGUUUACGCUAGGAAAACUAUUGAACGUGUAAUAAUGGCUCAAAUUCAUGCUCUGGCCUUCUAUCCCAAUCUAGAUGCCGAUAGACAUCGUGAUGACUUGUUCUCAAAGUCGUUAGCACGACUUGCUCGAUCCACGCAUCCCGAUCAUCCCAUGCUGAAAAUCCCAACUGUACUCCAUGGUGAAGCUCCAUGGUCUUCAGCACAAGCAGAAAUCAGUGUAAUCAAUGCCUACAAGUCUGCUCGUGACAAACUCUCCUGUGUUGUUCGGUGUUGUGAGACAAUAAGCAAUCUUAUCUCAAUGGCACCUGGCAUGGGUGCAGCAGCGGCAGACGAUAUCACUCCCAUCUUAGUUUACGUCAUUAUUCAGGCAAAUCCUCCCUCGUUAUUGUCGAAUGUGCAGUAUAUUCAAGGUUUUGGUGGUUCACUUCUUGAAGGAGCAGAAGGGUAUUGGUGGACUCAGUUUACAGCUGCCAUCGAAUUUGUCAAAACACUCCUUUGAUGUCUUGCUGUGCCAAAUCUACUUAUCUUUGUAAGCAUAGGUUGCUAAAAAUACAAAUGAGAUAGCUAUAUCAUUAGAAGAUCAUCAUUAUAAAAUAUGCAGAUAAUGAAAACGUGUGUCGUGUGAACAGACGCUUUGUAUGGUUAUGGGUUUGAUACGCUUUUGGGAAUAGUUCAUACUCAGGAAGGCUAACAGCUCAACUAACUACCAC